Molecule: messenger RNA, 2823 nt
Organism: Psylliodes chrysocephalus
Lineage: Eukaryota; Metazoa; Arthropoda; Insecta; Coleoptera; Chrysomelidae
Source: the annotation of a GenBank genome assembly
AUGGUUGGUUAUGUAGUAGAACAAGAGAACAAGAGAACAAGAGAACAAGAGAACAAGAGAACAAGAGAACAAGAGAACAAGAGAACAAGAGAACAAGAGAACAAGAGAACAAGAGAACAAGAGAACAAGAGAACAAGAGAACAAGAGAACAAGAGAACAAGAGAACAAGAGAACAAGAGAACAAGAGAACAAGAGAACAAGAGAACAAGAGAACAAGAGAACAAGAGAACAAGAGAACAAGAGAACAAGAGAACAAGAGAACAAGAGAACAAGAGAACAAGAGAACAAGAGAACAAGAGAACAAGAGAACAAGAGAACAAGAGAACAAGAGAACAAGAGAACAAGAGAACAAGAGAACAAGAGAACAAGAGAACAAGAGAACAAGAGAACAAGAGAACAAGAGAACAAGAGAACAAGAGAACAAGAGAACAAGAGAACAAGAGAACAAGAGAACAAGAGAACAAGAGAACAAGAGAACAAGAGAACAAGAGAACAAGAGAACAAGAGAACAAGAGAACAAGAGAACAAGAGAACAAGAGAACAAGAGAACAAGAGAACAAGAGAACAAGAGAACAAGAGAACAAGAGAACAAGAGAACAAGAGAACAAGAGAACAAGAGAACAAGAGAACAAGAGAACAAAGAGAACAAGAGAACAAGAGAACAAGAGAACAAGAGAACAAGAGAACAAGAGAACAAGAGAACAAGAGAACAAGAGAACAAGAGAACAAGAGAACAAGAGAACAAGAGAACAAGAGAACAAGAGAACAAGAGAACAAGAGAACAAGAGAACAAGAGAACAAGAGAACAAGAGAACAAGAGAACAAGAGAACAAGAGAACAAGAGAACAAGAGAACAAGAGAACAAGAGAACAAGAGAACAAGAGAACAAGAGAACAAGAGAACAAGAGAACAAGAGAACAAGAGAACAAGAGAACAAGAGAACAAGAGAACAAGAGAACAAGAGAACAAGAGAACAAGAGAACAAGAGAACAAGAGAACAAGAGAACAAGAGAACAAGAGAACAAGAGAACAAGAGAACAAGAGAACAAGAGAACAAGAGAACAAGAGAACAAGAGAACAAGAGAACAAGAGAACAAGAGAACAAGAGAACAAGAGAACAAGAGAACAAGAGAACAAGAGAACAAGAGAACAAGAGAACAAGAGAACAAGAGAACAAGAGAACAAGAGAACAAGAGAACAAGAGAACAAGAGAACAAGAGAACAAGAGAACAAGAGAACAAGAGAACAAGAGAACAAGAGAACAAGAGAACAAGAGAACAAGAGAACAAGAGAACAAGAGAACAAGAGAACAAGAGAACAAGAGAACAAGAGAACAAGAGAACAGAGAACAAGAGAACAAGAGAACAAGAGAACAAGAGAACAAGAGAACAAGAGAACAAGAGAACAAGAGAACAAGAGAACAAGAGAACAAGAGAACAAGAGAACAAGAGAACAAGAGAACAAGAGAACAAGAGAACAAGAGAACAAGAGAACAAGAGAACAAGAGAACAAGAGAACAAGAGAACAAGAGAACAAGAGAACAAGAGAACAAGAGAACAAGAGAACAAGAGAACAAGAGAACAAGAGAACAAGAGAACAAGAGAACAAGAGAACAAGAGAACAAGAGAACAAGAGAACAAGAGAACAAGAGAACAAGAGAACAAGAGAACAAGAGAACAAGAGAACAAGAGAACAAGAGAACAAGAGAACAAGAGAACAAGAGAACAAGAGAACAAGAGAACAAGAGAACAAGAGAACAAGAGAACAAGAGAACAAGAGAACAAGAGAACAAGAGAACAAGAGAACAAGAGAACAAGAGAACAAGAGAACAAGAGAACAAGAGAACAAGAGAACAAGAGAACAAGAGAACAAGAGAACAAGAGAACAAGAGAACAAGAGAACAAGAGAACAAGAGAACAAGAGAACAAGAGAACAAGAGAACAAGAGAACAAGAGAACAAGAGAACAAGAGAACAAGAGAACAAGAGAACAAGAGAACAAGAGAACAAGAGAACAAGAGAACAAGAGAACAAGAGAACAAGAGAACAAGAGAACAAGAGAACAAGAGAACAAGAGAACAAGAGAACAAGAGAACAAGAGAACAAGAGAACAAGAGAACAAGAGAACAAGAGAACAAGAUAACAAGAUAACAAGAGAACAAGAGAACAAGAGAACAAGAGAACAAGAGAACAAGAGAACAAGAGAACAAGAGAACAAGAUAACAAGAGAACAAGAGAACAAGAGAACAAGAGAACAAGAGAACAAGAGAACAAGAGAACAAGAGAACAAGAGAACAAGAGAACAAGAGAACAAGAGAACAAGAGAACAAGAGAACAAGAGAACAAGAGAACAAGAGAACAAGAGAACAAGAGAACAAGAGAACAAGAGAACAAGAGAACAAGAGAACAAGAGAACAAGAGAACAAGAGAACAAGAGAACAAGAGAACAAGAGAACAAGAGAACAAGAGAACAAGAGAACAAGAGAACAAGAGAACAAGAGAACAAGAGAACAAGAGAACAAGAGAACAAGAGAACAAGAGAACAAGAGAACAAGAGAACAAGAGAACAAGAGAACAAGAGAACAAGAGAACAAGAGAACAAGAGAACAAGAGAACAAGAGAACAAGAGAACAAGAGAACAAGAGAACAAGAGAACAAGAGAACAAGAGAACAAGAGAACAAGAGAACAAGAGAACAAGAGAACAAGAGAACAAGAGAACAAGAGAACAAGAGAACAAGAGAACAAGAGAACAAGAGAACAAGAGAACAAGAGAACAAGAGAACAAGAGAACGAGACAACGAGAGAACAAGAGAUAACGAGAUAA